CAAUAUAAGUGUUUGGGGACUAGCCUUGCGAUCGUCAUCUGCCCCUUCCCCCACGUACGCUUGUGUGUUCUGUCUUCUCCCACACGCGCCCUUACCGAGUGUGUGUUGUACCGGACCAGCGGUGAUCGUACUACCAGAUGCCGCGGUGAUAUCCAGGUAAAAGAGCCAGCAUGUUAGAGGAAGAGAUAGAAGAUGUAGAGCUGUCGUCUCGCGGGGACUACGAUGGCCCGGUGACCUUCCAGCCGUUCAGCGACAACGACACGACCACUCUGUUCCAAGAUCUCGAGAGAGAGCUGGAGAAGAUGGUCCAGAAAUACCGAGUACCUCCGACCGACCUUGAGAACCUGUUCCAGGUUUGUCAGAACUCUUUGAAAUAUGAUGGCACCGAGUCGAUAAGAGACGUGAGGCUGAGUCAUUACUUGAGGAGCAGAAGAGAGAACUGGAAGACCUGUGGAAGAACGAGAAAGACAAAUCUAAAGUGGCACAGCGGAGAAAGUUGGAGCUGGAGUGUCGAAUGGAAGAAGAGAAGCUGAGGCUGCGAUUCUGGGAGAAGGGAAGGGGCCCCUCUCACUGAGAGUGACCAGCGGCAUCUCUACAGACCAAACUGAAACAGGCCAUUGAGCACAAAUCGUUUGUUGAACAGGAGCUGAUCCGCCUGAAGGAAAAGACUGUUAGAGAUGAACAAGCCCGGAGAGACCUACUGGACAUCUACAAGAACCAGCAGUACGACAAAGCCCGGCGCUCCUCUCUCAGACGAGGAGCCUCCCUCAGGUCCGUCCACCGUAAGCUCCCCAUCGUCCCCAGCUCCUGGGAGCCCGGUGGCGGGCACCUCGGCUUCAAACAGACUGAGAGAAUACAGACCACUCCCGACUCAUUCCAGUCCUCUGAGGACUCUUUUCCACACAGUGUUGCCUCCGGGACAGGAUCAGGGGCAAGUGAACCACGCAGUCGAGGAGUGUCACAGAGCGUUAGCUCGUCAGCUGCACCCUUUUCACCGCCGCAUGCCACUGCCAAUACUUUGGAGAUGGAGCUGGAGAGGGAGAGAGGGGAACAAGAGAAGGAGGUGGAAAGAACUGAAGGAAGCGAGAGAGAGCAGCAGUACACUAGGUCUUAUUCUGGCUUUGGCGAAAGCUAUGAAGAGAUGCCAAUGGGGAUGCAGCCCCCUCCUCCCCCUGGGCCGGCAACAGCCUUGUCUUCCUCGGAGGAGAGUGAGGACGAAGGAGCACCAAUUGCACCCGAGAACAGAGAAGAAGGAAUGUCACUGGAGGAGGAGCUGAUGGAGGUAGUGAGUCCGGAGCUCAUGGCUCCGGCCCGGGCCGAGCUGGAGAUGCUCCAGAAGGAGAAGGAGAGCUGGAAGGAGGAGAAGGAGCGUCUGGAGAGGGAGAGGGGAGAGGCUCGGAGUGCCAGAGAGACAUUGGAAGGGCAGUACGCUCAGCUGCAAGUGGAGUACCAGCAGAUUCAGAGCAAGCACAAUGAGAUGAUGGAGGAACUAACUGGUGUCCGUCAGGAGAGAGACGAGGUACUGGAGAUGUAUUUGGACCAGCCAUUUGACGAUUACUGCAUCACGCGUAAGGAGCUGCUGGGCCUACUGCGCCGACACCACAAAACCACCAUCGAGCUCGAGAGAGAGAAAGAGGAGAAACAGAGGUUUGUCCUGGAAACUUGGUGUGUAUACAGUAUCUCUAUCACUGCACCCACACACGUACUAACACACUUUGUUCUCCAUCUCUGCAGACUUCAAAACCUCUUGGAUGCCAAGAAAUCCUUAUUUGAGAAGUACGACAUCACUAAUCACAUGAUUGACUAUUAUUAUAUUCACUAAUACAAGUUGCAUGAUAGUU
Messenger RNA from Geodia barretti, 1841 nucleotides. The record is from the annotation of a GenBank genome assembly. NCBI's taxonomy places the organism in Eukaryota, Metazoa, Porifera, Demospongiae, Tetractinellida, Geodiidae.